Molecule: messenger RNA, 4975 nt
Organism: Hipposideros armiger (great roundleaf bat)
Lineage: Eukaryota; Metazoa; Chordata; Mammalia; Chiroptera; Hipposideridae
Gene: GPR21
Product: G protein-coupled receptor 21
Exons: 2
Coding region: 492-1541 (349 amino acids)
Biological process (GO): G protein-coupled receptor signaling pathway
Cellular component (GO): membrane
Molecular function (GO): G protein-coupled receptor activity
Source: RefSeq, a predicted model, not a curated record
UAUCCCCUCCCUCUGUGUCUCAGUUCUGCAGUAAACGGGGCUGAGGCACAUUCCUGCUUUGCAAGGCUUUCUGUUAAGGAUGGUUUGUGGCUUUUGUUUGGAUUGCAGCAUGCAGAAUUACAGCUGUUCAGAGGAGACUCAUUACUGCUGAAGCUCCUAACCCUCCUCCUCUACCCCUACCCCUACCCCUACCCUUUACUGGCCUGAAGACACUGUGCCCAGAUUUUGCCUUGCUCCCCUGGCGCUAUGUGUAUGGUAAACUUGACACUAUGGCCGUGUCUGGGACUGGCCAUCCAACUGCUGCUGACUCUCCCUCUUCCAAGGAAGUAAAGGGGGAUUGCGCUGCAGGCAAUGCACCAGGGCAGCAGCCUUGCGAGUCUGGGCGCUAUUACAAACACACAGAGCUGACCGCAAUGUCAGCAGCUGCUCCUUUGAACUGUUGGCAGCAGCCACGCGGCAGCAUGAAGUGAGAGAUCACUCCCGAGCUCAAGAUGAACUCCACCUUGGAUGGUAAUCAGAGCAGCCACCCUUUUUGCCUCUUGGCAUUUGGCUAUUUGGAAACUGUUCAUUUUUGCCUUUUGGAAGUGUUGGUUAUUGUCUUUCUGACUGUAUUGAUUAUUACUGGCAACAUUGUUGUGAUUUUUGUGUUUCACUGUGCACCUUUGCUAAACCACCACACUACAAGUUAUUUUAUCCAGACUAUGGCGUAUGCCGACCUCUUGGUUGGGGUCAGCUGCCUGGUCCCUUCUCUAUCACUCCUCCAGUACCCGCUUCCGGUGGAGGAGUCCUGGACAUGCCAGGUGUUUGGCUUUGUCGUGUCAGUCCUGAAGAGCGUCUCCAUGACCUCCCUGGCCUGUAUCAGCAUCGAUAGAUACAUUGCCAUCACCAAACCGUUAACCUAUAACACCCUGGUCACACCCUGGAGACUACGCCUGUGUAUUUUCCUGAUUUGGCUGUAUUCCGCCCUGGUCUUCCUGCCUGCCUUUUUCCACUGGGGCAAACCUGGAUAUCAUGGAGACGUGUUUCGGUGGUGUGCGGAGGCCUGGCACACCGACCCCUACUUCACCCUGUUCAUCGUCAUGAUGUCAUAUGCCCCCGCAGCCCUCAUUGUCUGCUUCACCUACUUCAACAUCUUCCGCAUCUGUCAACAGCACACAAAGGAAAUCAGCGAAAGGCAAGCCCGGUUCAACAGCCAGAGUGAGGAGACUGGGGAGGUGCAGGCCUGUCCCGACAAGCGCUACGCCAUGGUCCUGUUCCGGAUCACUAGCGUGUUUUACAUCCUCUGGUUGCCUUACAUCAUCUACUUCUUGUUGGAGAGCUCCACUGGCCACAGCAACCGCUUCGCGUCCUUCUUGACCACCUGGCUUGCUAUUAGUAACAGCUUCUGCAACUGUGUCAUUUAUAGUCUCUCCAACAGCGUCUUCCAAAGGGGACUGAAACGCCUCUCGGGGGCCAUGUGUACUUCUUGUGCAAGUCAGACCAUAGCUAAGGACCCUUACACAGUUAGGAGCAAAGGCCCCCUUAAUGGCUGCCAUGUCUAAAGUGGUUUAGAUAGUGGGUCAGAGAGAGAGAGAGAGAGAGAGAGAGAGAGAGAGAGAGAGAAAGAGAAAUGUGCUUCCUUUUUAUCUCUUUGUAUUCCUGUUCACUAGGAAAUCGGGAAUAAAAUAAUUAACUCUAAGCAAUAGCAAACAAAUGACCCAUCCAAAAAGCCUUCUAAGUUUGCAGAAAUUAUUUAAGAAGUGCUUUUGAAUCAGAAGAAUCAGGACCAUGAAGAUAAAUUACUCUUGGUUCCAAUUUUUGUAAUGUCAUGGAAAUGACUACAGUUCUCAGAUUUAAAAUGAAUAAAGCCAUAUCCAACACCUCUCUCCAGCUGGCAUGACUGAACCUGGGUGUGAAAAGCGUCAGCAUUUUAAAAAGUCAUCGUUGUCUUGUUGCUUUUCUGGGUUCUUUCCAGUUGUGUGGGCUUCAUAUACAAUUGAUUUCUUUUAACAGGGAAUAUUAAAAUACAGUAAUGAAUUAACAGAGUUUUAAAAUUUUGUUUAUGUGUGCCAAAGUGUAACUAUACUGCAAGUUUCCACACUGUCAUUUAGGAAACCAAAUGUUUUAUGUCGUAUUCUCUUGAGAGAAGUCUCAAGACAGUGAAUAAUGUGGACACUUCAACAUUAAUUUUAGAAUUUUGCAGUGAACCAUGAUGCAAAAGUACAGUCAAAUAUUAGACAAUUUUUGAAAAGCCGAGCUACUUUUUGUGCUAUGGUUCACAGAAAUUUAAAGAAAUGUGUGCGUUAGAAAGUGAUUCUGUUGCAGUAUUUUUACCCAUGCGUUUGUGUAUGUGCGUGUUGAGAAUACUUGAAAUGAGUUAGAUUUCUCUUUUAUAGCAAAAUGUACACUUAACUAGUUCAUUUUUAAAAUAGGGAUUAAAUGUUCUCUUGUGGUUAAAUGGAAUCAACUAAUAAGAUAGGAGCUAAUUUUUAAAAGCAUUCUUUUAGUUAGUGUUAAGGAAUUCACAUUUGGACAAGAAAAGGAGAAAUUCUAAUUUAUCUGUGUCUCUAUUAUUGCUAUUCUCUUUCAGGAAAAAAUCCUUUGGGAUACAGUUCUUUCCUUAAUAGUUUUGUUUUUUCCAAAGUACUAGCAAAAUCUAUAGGAUUUCGUUAUUUAUAGAAUUAUUGAGAAUGCUGUGUAUUUGUAGUAGUGAUGUUUUGUUCUUAAAAGCGUCUAUCUUUUGAGCAAGAGGUUUAUUUUUCUAAAAGGAGAGGAUUUCUCAGCAGCUUCAGGCAUGAGAGUAUUUCCUCUACUUUUAUACUGGUUUUAAUGUUUUGAAAGCCUUCAGGGGACUUAACGUGGUCUCUGCCUUUGGCUAAAUGUUGUAAUCUGAAUGAGACAGUGAUGUUCAGUGAGAUGGAAGACACCAGGGAUGAGGGUGAAAGUGGACUUUUUAGUCCAAGAAAAAGGACGUGGGUAUUUAUAAAAUAGGCAGAUAUGCUUUGGUUUUCCGUCACGAUAUUAGAAAACUUCCUGCCCCUUUUAAAAUAAAGGGCAGCUUUAUGAUUUUAGGUUUGAGAUAUCAAUUUGAUUUUUAACCUCAAAUGUGUUCUAUUUAAACUUUUUUAAGUGAUAAGUAAUAUAUAAAAUUUACAUGUAAGAUUCUGAGUUCUUCCCCAAAACUUGCUUGCUCUUUACAUUUAGUACUAGAAAAUUUGAUUCUAAACUGUUUCAAAAUUUAGAAUUCAUUUUGAAAUUGCAAAUUAUGUUAGCAAUGUUUGUAAUUGCUAUUACAAGUGGGAAACCUUUUCUGUUGGAUUCUGAAAAAAACAAUUGUACACAUUUCCCUUUUAUUUAAAGGGCAAAAAAAGUGUUUCAUGUAUGUUGGAGAAUGUAACCUGUUCAAAUUUGCAGUUUGCUUGAGAAUUUUUAGUUCAGCAAAUAUGGGAAUCUUAAACAUUUCAUUUUAAUAGAAAAUUGGUGUUAAAUCAGUAGAUUUUACUUUUGGAAGGCUGAACCCCUUUAAUUUUUUCCUCCAGUAGAGUUCCAUCUUGUGAAAAUAGAAAAGAGAAAAUUUCUGUUGAAUUUUUUGGAAAUGGCUAAUCAAGCUGAUCAGUAGUAAGUAGAAAGACAGUUCUUUUAAUAAGAACUUUUGUUAAUAGAUUUCUACAUUUUUGUCCUAAUACCAAGUUUAGAUGUCAUUAAAUGUAUUUUUUUCAUGUUAGAAUCUCUUAUCAGUGACCCAGUCUAAACCUGAAGUAGAAACUAAGUAGAUACAGUAAUUUAAAGAAAAAUAAAGUCCCCCAACCCCUUGCCUGCUGAUACUUGCUUAAUAUCAGAUGUCUUUCCAGUUUAUCUUGUUUUCAUCGGACUGUAUAAACUCCUAAGAUUUCUUCCAGGUAUCAAUUCUCUUCUCACAUUCAUUGUAUUGCUGUGUGUGUGUGUGUGUGUGUGUGUGUGUGUGUGCGCGCGCGCGCGCGCGCGCGCGCACGCGUGCAUGUUGGGGAAAAGGGGACAUUCUUGGAUGCAUUUGCAUCCAAGAAUGCAGUCUUCUGUGGCUGGGGCAGUUUCUAUGUGAUGCAUGUGGAGAGUUUGUAUUUAAGUAACCUUUUCGUCCUGGCAUAUUUAAUGCAACAUUUGAUGACUGUUUGGGUUAAAUACCAAUCUAACUAGUUCAGAAUGAGAAAAAAGUAUAUUUUUAGAUUCAAUUACUUUGGGCUUUGGCAAGACGGCACAUUUAACUUUAUAUGGUAUAUGACUGAUAUUAGAGGAAGCAUAAGAUUUUGGUGAUUGUGGUGAAAUUGUUUCAUAGUACAUUUUAACAUAAGACUAAUACUAAUUGUUAUAUUUAUAAAUUAGUUGUGUUUUUAUACAAUGAUUUAUUUCAGUGGAGGUGUAUUUUUUUUAAUUAUUAUUAUUAGCAGAAAAGCAAUUAACAAAAGGACAAGUGCUCCACUUUAAUGAAAGAACUAUCUUCCACCUGAGUGGAUAUUUGAGUUUUUCACGGACCUGUUGACUCACCCUAAAUUCCAUUUUGGAAAGGGUUUUCUUUAAACUUUAUUGCUGGAUGGAUUCAUUUUUGAGCCUUUCUAAAUGGCUUUUCCUUUUUACUUGAAUAAUUUUUUAAGGAUAUUAAGGAUUGGGAAAACUUGAAUUUUUGUCCUAUAAAUGCGUUGUCCACCUCUUUGAACUUGAAAAUAAAGCAACUGGGUUAUAGACACUCAGGUAAUAGAGUGGUUUCUGGGAGCUUUCUGAGUUUUUCAGGUUUGACUUAAAAAUCUGCACAGUGGUUUUGUAGGAAAUGUUAUAAUUUCACUGACUGUCUUUGUAUCAUAAAAGAUUUGUUAAAUAAAUUAUUGGCAAACCAGAAUUUAUUGUUAUAUGAGCAGUUUGGGGGCAUUUUAAGGAUGGAAGAAUUGUGGCACUAUGAGAUUUUUGAAAGUCUUCAUAAAUCAGUUUAUGUGUUGAUUUUUGCAUAAUUUUUUCUGUUUCCAGG